Messenger RNA from Arabidopsis thaliana (thale cress), 619 nucleotides. Its product is annotated as Plant thionin family protein. The transcript has a single exon. The record is from RefSeq and is marked reviewed. NCBI's taxonomy places the organism in Eukaryota, Viridiplantae, Streptophyta, Magnoliopsida, Brassicales, Brassicaceae. The coding region runs from base 114 to 383 and encodes 89 amino acids.
UACUAUCUUUUGACUCUUGACCAUUCUCUUUUACUCAAAAACAUUUCCUUCUCUUCCACGAAACCAUUUUUCUCUCUCUCCCUUUUCCUGAUCAACUUCUCACGAACUACAAUAUGAAGAACCGGAGCAAAAACUUAGCCACCCUGAGUUUGAUGAUAAUUACGUUAUUGACAUGGUCGGAUAUCGUAGUAGGACAAGAAGCACUACUAGGAAAGAAAGUAUUGCCGCUAUGCCACAGAGAAUGUAUGCCAAUAUGCAUGAAAGUGAUCGAAGCCACGCAAGACAUUUGCGAACCUGCAUGCCAAUCUGGUUGUCUUCAGCUUCAAGGUAGAGGCACCGGACUUUCAGCUUCCGAUCAAGGAGUCGAUAUGGUCAUUGCAUAAAUUAAUAUCUUUACCGGAAAAAGAAAUCAAGAUUUUGAUAUUACCAACAUAGUUGCUUGAUGUCGUUCACAUGAAUAGAUUGUAAAAUAGGGUUUCAUAUUUUGUAUGAUAAAUGCAUCAUCCAAUCCCUCCAAAACUAAAACAAAAUGUAGUUAAUCUACAGAAUCCGACAUCGUAUACAAUUUUUGUUUUUAUAAUUCAUGGGGACAAGAAGAAGAUCCCUUAUGUGUUCGUCU